GGGCGGGCUGAGGGCAGCGGAGCCAUGGCGGGCCCGCUGUGCCAGGGCUGGGGCCUGGGGGUGGCCCUGCGGAGCCGCGCCGCGCUCCGGCCGCUCGGGCUGCUGGCACCGCCGGCACGGGGGGUGCUGGGGCCGGCAGCGGGAUCGGGAACGGCGGUGGGAUCGGGAACGGCGGCGGGAUCGGGGGAGGCGGCGCUGGAGGAGAACCCUUUCUACGGGAAGUACCGGCACAAGAUCCAGGAGCUGCGGAGGUCCAAUCCAGAUGUGUUUGAAUCCCGUAUGGAAAAAAGAAGUGAAGUGAAAAAGCAGCCCGUGGGACAUUCCAAACAAGGAGAGUUUAUCAGAUGCAUGGAGGAAAAGGCAGAAGGUUUGGGCAGCAAGACAUCAAAGGGAGGAUUCACAAAGGAUAAGACACUUGAUUCAAUUCUUAAUGUUGAGAUGGUGAAAGAAAAAUCAGCAGAGGAGAUAACACAGAUUUGGAAUCAGUAUUUUUCUGCAAAAGACACAGUUUAUGCUGUUAUUCCUGCAGACAAGUUUGAUUUGAUGUGGAAGAGGGCCCAGAAGUGUCCAUCGUUUCUAUAUGCUUUGCCAAGAAAAGAAGGCUAUGAGUUCUUUGUGGGGCAGUGGUCUGGAACAGAAUUACACUUCACUUCCCUGAUAAAUGUUCAGACCCAAGGUGAAACUGCUCCAAGCCAGUUGGUCUUGUACCAUUAUCCUGAACUGCAGAAGGAGAAAGGGAUAGUACUAAUGACAGCAGAAAUGGACUCCAAGUUCUUGGUGGUCCAUGAUGCCCAGUGCUUGGCCAACCAGGUGCAGCUGUUCUACGCCACGGAUCGCUCCGAGACCUACGGAUUAGUGGAGACCUUCAACCACAGAUCCAGUGAAUUCAAAUACAUGGCAGUUAUAGCAGAGCUUGAGCAGAGUGGGCUUGGAAGAGAACUGACACCUGGGCAGGCUUCUGACAAGUCAUAGAGUCUGGCCUGUGGUGAAAGGAGCCAGCAGAAGCAGGGGGUCCUAGGAGGGGUGGUCCAGUGUCUUCUGUUUUACAGUUUGGAUUUGGCCCCAGAAGGACUCUGCAGACAUCCUGGGAGAGUGACGGUCAAGCCUGUCUGGCACCGAUGCAAGAUGAGAACUUGGGCCAUUUGAACAACAGUAACUAAUUGCUAAAAAAUGGAGCCCAGUACUUCAGUGUAACUUCAUCAGAAAGAGCCAUUUUCCCAGUCUUGUAACUUCCUGCUGCCUGCUGGAUUGUGGAAAUCUGAAAUAAAGUGACAGAAGGGGAGCUAUGUAACGGCUGUACUGACAUCAGGAAGGAGAUGACAAGCAAAGUUUCUUCUCAGUAAACGCAUUUUAAAUGCCCCCCACCAUUAUAAUUGCAUGGUUCAGUGCUUCUUAAUCUGUGUGGGAUUCAUACAGGCUUGUCCAUCAAGAAGAAAGAAUAGGAGCAAUGGUCUAAGACAGACACCUCUUUGUUUCUUUGUGAAGUUUCUUACACAGAUAUAUAUUGUGGUCUGAGCUUUUCUCAGGAUUAAAAAACCAGAGUCACUAGAUUUGUUCUGGGAAUUUUCUGUUUCUUAAUUGAUUUAUUAAUUGUAUCCUGUUGUGAUGUUUCUGUAUUUGAGAUGUUUUUGAGCAGUAUGAACAUGGUUUUAUUUUUUCAGUAUAUUUUUAAUCAUGUAAAGGAAUCAUUGCCUGUUUUACAGGAUUAUUUUUUCUUAGGCUGGCAUUUAGUCAGCCAACUCACAAAUGGUAUUUGAAGGAACAAAAAAUAACUCUUGUUCCCACUUCAGGAAAGGCACUAUCCAUAAUAAAGGAAAAAUAGACUGGCAUAGUGACAGAGAGAGUCACCAGCCAGCUUCUUGUUUGUCAAGUGAAUAAAAUGUCUUGGUAUGAAAAUGCAGAGCUGCUUUAACACAGCAGUGUUGGUAAGAGCCUGGCUUUACAGACUGCAGCAGGUUGGGGGUUUCAAACCUGCCACCAGCAGAAGAAUCUCCAAUACUGAUACUUUGAGAUUCUCUUGUGCUCAUUCCCAGCAGAGGUAGGCAGCACAUCCACAAACAAGGACACUGCAGCAGUGUGAUGUGCAGCCUGUGGGGGUUACCAGCACUGCCACCACUGCACAGGGGGACACAGGACAGCCAGGAGCUUCCAGGAGCCACUCUGAAAUACUUCCCAUGUCUGCAUCAGACCCCCAGCACUAACUCAGCACUAAUUAGCUCUGGUCCACAUUGCACCUUGUCAGCCUGCUGGAGCUGGCAAGCAUUCAUCCUCUCCUUAGCCAGAGAAAGGGGGGAAAGAAGGACCUGCAGUUUGUCUCUGAUGGAAGGCAUGCCUGGUAUCAAUUUUCUUCAUUAACCACAACCUGAUAUAAAGCUGUGAUGAAUUAUGAA
Messenger RNA from Haemorhous mexicanus (house finch), 2390 nucleotides. It is a transcript of the gene ATPAF1, whose product is annotated as ATP synthase mitochondrial F1 complex assembly factor 1. NCBI's taxonomy places the organism in Eukaryota, Metazoa, Chordata, Aves, Passeriformes, Fringillidae. The transcript has 9 exons. The record is from RefSeq and is a predicted model, not a curated record. Gene Ontology annotation, biological process: mitochondrial proton-transporting ATP synthase complex assembly. The coding region runs from base 25 to 972 and encodes 315 amino acids. Gene Ontology annotation, cellular component: mitochondrion.